CAAGCUGUAAGUCACUAGAUGGAUGACAAUUUGAACUUUCCUCCACAAACUGUAGCAUGUAGUGUUUGGAGUUUGCUAGACUGUGGAAACCUCAGAAAAAGAAACAUCUGUCAUCCAGAAAGCCCAGAGGAUGCUAAACUCUUGAUCCAGAUGCAUGAAUUUUCCUGCAUCUACUGUUCAGACCAGUUGUAGAAUAUUCAGAAAUACAGAAUCACACAUACUGCAAGAUUUCCAGAAACAAAUCAUCCACUGAGUCUUAAAAGUAAAGAACUCUGUGUUCUUGCUCAGUUGUCUACAUACCUGGGAUCUUACAGGAGAGCCAAAGACAUCAAAAUGGCAUUGCCUAGAAGCCACGGCCACUGGUCCAAUGAAGACAUCUUGAGGUUGCUGGAAAGCAUGGAAACUAAUCUCCCAUCCAAUGACAACAGCAAGUUCAGCACAACUCAGUCACACCUGGACUGGGGAAAAGUAGCUUUUGAAAACUUUUCCGGUGAAAUGUGCAGACUCAAAUGGUUAGAGAUUUCUUGCAACUUGGGGAAAUCUGGCACUUUGAAAGACUUAGUCCUGGAAGCCAGGAAAUGUGUUACAAACACAAACAAAAGCCAAAAAUAUAGGAAACAUCCGGACUUUCCAAAGAGGCCCCUUACUGCUUACAACCGCUUCAUCAAGGAGAACUGGUCACAGUAUUCCCAAAUGUACCCUGGGAUGAGAAACCAGGAACUGGCCAAAAUCCUGUCAAAGAAAUACAAGGAGCUCCCAGAGCAGGUGAAACAGAAAUAUAUUCAGGAUUUCCAGAAGGAAAAGCAAGAAUUUGAGGAAAAAUUUUCUCAAUUCAGGAAAGAACACCCUGAUUUAGUACAGAAGGCCAAGAAAUCUGAGGUCUCCAAGAGGAUUCAAAACAAAGGGCAAAAGAAGGUUCAGAAUAAUGGGGAAGAAGUGAAGUCUCUUCCAAAAACGGAUCAAUUUUUCAAGAUGGUAAAAUUCCAUGGAGAGCCUAGGAAACCCCCCAUGAAUGGAUAUCACAAGUUUCACCAAGAUUCCUGGUCAAGUAAAGAGCUGCAACAUUUGUCCCUGAGGGAGCGCAUGGUAGAGAUUGGCAGACGCUGGCAGCGCAUCCCGCAGAGCCAGAAGGAUCAUUAUAAGAGCCAGGCCGAGGAGCUGCAGAAGCAAUACAAGGUGAAAUUGGAUCUCUGGCUCAAGACUUUGUCACCUGAAAAGUACACUGCAUACAAAGAAUCAACCUAUGGUAAGGGUAAGAAUAUGGCCAUGACAGGAGGCCUGGAUCCCAGGUUUAGACAAACAGAUCCGCAGUCCUCUUUAGCAAAGGAUCUGCAAGAAGGGUUUGGGGAGGGGCAGGGGCUCCAGGCUCCAGGGAUGGAUUCAUCACAGAGUAUUUUUGCAAAUUAUCACGUCUCCAUGGAACCAGAAGAGAAGAGGAAGAAGGUGGCGGACGAGGAAGAAAGCAAUAACCCUUCCGACCACUGCAGUGAAGAAGAAAUAGAAGUUGAUUGAUGUCUGAGGGCAGUGUCUCUAGCACAGCUACUUCAGAGGACUUCAAACUGGGACUCCACUGACUCAGACUCUGACUCACACUCCAGGGUCAGAGUUUCUCAGCAAAAGCCCAUUCGUGCCAUCCACGUAAAAGAGAAGAUACUCUCCUCCUGCCUCUUUUUGCUUCCUUGUUUUUUUUCCUUCUCUUUCUUCCCCACUCUCCUUCUCUAUACAAAUUAGGACAGGUUGGGAAGAAGUAACUUGGUACAGUACCCUCUUCCAUCAGGAUUACAUGGGAGGGACUCUUGAUAGAGAAUAAAAAUAAGCUUGAGUUUAUACUGGCCUUAGCCUUAAAAAACAAACAAAUAUCAUCCCUUUCCCAGGGAAUUUUAUGCAAUUAAAGCCCCUGGAAUGAAGCAAUGAUUAGGCUGUAGGGUACACACUGUAUUAGACUGAAUAUUUCUGAAGCAUGAAGCUUUGCUUUACUUAGUUUUGCCCUGCUAAAGGCAGUAAAGGGACAUCCGUGGGCUUGGGACCCUGACCUUCCCUGUGGGAAUGUUUUUCAGGACUCCUGCACUAAAUCUAGGGUCCGAGAUAUUUAAUGAAAGGUAGGGUAAGUGACUUAAGAAAAUCGUUGCACUCUUGAUAUCUCUCCUCCGCUCCCUGCAGUAAGGAGUUGGCCAUUCCCAUGCCUGGGAGUAGGCAGCAAUAUUUCAAUAUUUCUCUGUGUAUAUCUGAAUCUUAACUUUCAACAAGACUUUCCUUGCUCAUACAAGAAAAAAAUGAAAAUACAAAAUAUAAACUUAUCUAUUUCAUCUGAAUGAGCUCCUCCACAGAAUCCCUUAUGACAUUGGGUACAGUUUCUGUAGGUGCUAUCUGCAUUUAUUCUUGAAGCUCCAAAUCUUUCCUGCUGCUUUAGGUGCAAGUGAAUCUCACCUUUAGCACUCAGGAUUGAUAGAAGGAUGCAGAGAAAGACAGAUAUAGAUAAAUACACUAACCUGUUUCACUGUCUGCUACAUCCAUGAAUUUAAACAUCAGCAUCAUCACAUUCUUUUAAUUUGUUGAUUUACUAAUGUAUUUGAAAAUCAACCUAAGGUUAGUGCCUUCUCAGUAUACCUUUAUUCUCUUAAAUGUUUCUGGCUAUUUUCACAUUUUGUUCUCAUGAAUAUUAGCAUCACAGAAGUAGUUGUAUACUUUUUAUAUGAAAACCAUUGA
Callithrix jacchus (white-tufted-ear marmoset) is the source of this 2706-nucleotide messenger RNA. It is a transcript of the gene UBTFL1, whose product is annotated as upstream binding transcription factor like 1. The record is from RefSeq and is a predicted model, not a curated record. NCBI's taxonomy places the organism in Eukaryota, Metazoa, Chordata, Mammalia, Primates, Cebidae.